AUUGCAUUGUGAGAGCAAUUCUCAGCUCUGGUUGGUUUGCUAAGAAAUAGAUAGAUAUAUAUUAUUAUAUAUAUAUGUAAUAUGGAUUGCGUUGGCAGGUUGUUCAGAGCAAUCCAUGGCUAGAUAGCGGCUUGGAGAAUAACCCAUCAUCAUCUUCACGAGAUUGUGCUUUUGCCCCCCAAUGAAUGAUGUCUUUCUGUAUGUACAUGUCACUGCCACCUGUUCAUUAACAAGCUGUAUGUGUUUAGUUUGUGUCCAGAGCUAGGGGAUUCUAUUCUAUAUUAUGACCGACCCUUUGCGGUUCUCUUUUGGACUGUCUUGGUUGUUUCUUUCAAAGGUGCAAAGUGGUCACUUUUUGAAACAACUUAUAUCAGAUAAAACAAAAAGAGGGGCAUCGGACUAGUCUUCUGGGGUUUCCUUCUUGUUUUUCUUUCUUGGAGUUUUCUUCUUUCUCAGGCAUGAUGUUUCCUCCAACUAUGUCCAAUUCCACUUCUUUGUCUGAUGAAGCUAGUGUUUGUUCUGGCUUAAAUCCUAUUGUUUCAACCCUUUCUCCUCAGCAGCUGCCUCAAAAAAUUAAGAAGAAGAGAGGCCUACCUGGGAACCCCGACCCAGAUGCUGAAGUGAUUGCUUUAUCUCCAAAGACGCUAUUGGCUACCAACAGAUUCAUAUGUGAGAUCUGUAACAAAGGUUUCCAGAGAGAUCAGAACCUCCAGCUUCACAGAAGAGGCCAUAACCUUCCAUGGAAGCUGAAGCAAAGGAACAUCAAAGAUGUAAAAAAGAAAGCCUAUGUUUGUCCUGAGCCAACAUGCGUCCACCACCAUCCUUCGAGGGCUUUAGGUGAUCUUACUGGCAUCAAGAAACACUUUUGCAGAAAACACGGUGAGAAGAAAUGGAAGUGUGAGAAAUGUUCAAAGAUCUAUGCUGUUCAAUCAGAUUGUAAGGCUCAUUCUAAGACCUGUGGAACCAGAGAAUAUAGAUGUGAUUGUGGAACCCUUUUCUCAAGGAAGGAUAGCUUCAUUACUCACAGAGCGUUUUGCGAUGCAUUGGCUGAGGAAAGUGCUAGGCUCUCGGUCAACCAACUUGCCGCCGCCGGCGGCACAAAUCCAACUCCCAACCCAUCUUUCCCUUUCCAGAACCCUAUUUCUCUUAACCCAUGGGACCCUACUCAAACCUCUAACCCUAACCCUAAUAACCGACUUGAUGUCAAGCCGGAGUCUCAACAUUUCGCGCCAUACUUCCAAGAACCGCCGCCUCCUCCAAAGGUCCUGAUCACGUCUCCCCUCCAAACCCUCCGUGUGAGCAACAAUCCUCCCUCCAAUGCUGCCAUGUCAGCCACUGCACUCCUUCAAAAGGCGACCACCCUUGGUGCAUGCACCGCCACGCAGAUAAAUAACAACAACAAUUAUCAUUACGGCAUGGCGAGUCAUGUAUCGCCGGAUUUCUCGGGUUUCACGGCAGCAGACUUGGCCACGUGGCAAAAGAACAGCGACUGUUUCACCAGGGACUUUCUUGGUUUGACUAGAGACCAUCACCAGCAGGAGCAUCAUGGUGGUGGGCCUGGUGGCAAUUCCAAUGGGAAUGUUAACUUUAGCAUAAACGCGAGAGAUGUGUUAACGUGCACUGUCGGAGUGGAGUUGCAGCACUUUGAGACAGGCCAUCCGCUGUUGAAACCCCAAGGUUUUGGAUUCGCCGAGCCCUACUCCCCAGCCUCGGAAGCCUGGGGUGGUUGUUGACAAAAAUGGGAAAAUAAUAAUUUUGUGAUAUCCCUUUCAGAAUGAAAACAACGCCCUUAUCUGGUGUAAUGUUUGCUAAGUA
Messenger RNA from Hibiscus syriacus, 1815 nucleotides. Its product is annotated as protein indeterminate-domain 12-like. Gene Ontology annotation, molecular function: DNA-binding transcription factor activity. Lineage: Eukaryota; Viridiplantae; Streptophyta; Magnoliopsida; Malvales; Malvaceae. Bases 459 to 1733 code for a protein of 424 amino acids. Gene Ontology annotation, cellular component: nucleus. The transcript is spliced from 3 exons. The record is from RefSeq and is a predicted model, not a curated record.